Messenger RNA from Myiozetetes cayanensis, 2819 nucleotides. RefSeq names its product coronin 1B (gene CORO1B). Lineage: Eukaryota; Metazoa; Chordata; Aves; Passeriformes; Tyrannidae. Gene Ontology annotation, molecular function: actin filament binding. The record is from RefSeq and is a predicted model, not a curated record. Gene Ontology annotation, biological process: cell migration; actin filament organization.
GGUUUCUCCCCCGCCUCGCCCCCCCCUUUCUCCUUCUGCGGGGGCUCCGUAUCCUUGGGGGUCCCCUUGUCCCCGCGGGUGCGUGGCAUGUGGUCGGGGCCGGGUGGGCAGCAGGGAGCGGGACCCCGGGAUGGCCGAGCCAGAGAAAGAAGCCGGGAAAUCCUCUUACACGGCCCCCUCCUUGACCCCCCCACGCGCCUUCCACCCCCCCGCGUGGGUUCCUGGGCCCGGCAGGGCAAAGCCAAUUAGGGGUGAUUAACGGCAGGAAACAGCCACGACCACCACCGGCCCGGGGCAGGGCCACAUGGCCACCGCGCCACGGCCACCAGAGGGGUCCCCACACAUCUCCCGGGGGUCACCCACCGAGGACCUUGCGAGGGGAGUCCAGUGGUGACACCUCAAGGCCACUGCACUGUCCCCAGACCAACCCACAUUCCCAGUGGUGACACCCCAAGGUCACGCCACCCCUGUCCCCUCACUUGGAGCCUCCCCCUAAGCUCUCCCCACCCCUGAGGUAGGUCCUACAUUAUUUACCACCCUGUGCCACCUGCCACUGUCACCCUGUGCCACCCACUGGCGCUGUCCACGGGGACCGUACCUCAGGGUGACCCUGUCCCACAGGUAACCUUGCCCACGGGGAAUGUACCCCAUGGGUGACUGUCCAGAGGGACCCUGUCCCAAGGGUGAUCCUGUCCAUGGGUGACCCUGUCCAUGGGAGGACCCUGCCCACGGGUGAUCCUGUCUAUGGGGUGAUCCUGUCUAUGGGGUGAUCCUGUCCAUGGAGUGUCCCUGUCCAUGGGGUGACCCUGUCCCACGGGUGCCCCUGUGCCACGGGUGACCCUGUCUAUGGGGCGAUCCUGUCCAUGGGGUGCCCCUGUCCCGUGGGUGACCAAACCAGAGGUGUCCCUGCCCAGGGAGUGCCCCUCCCUGCCCGGCUGAUCCGCAGGGUCCCGGUGCCCCCCGUCCACCCCUGUCCCGGUGCGCACGCGCGGGGCGGCUCCGGUCACUUCCUGCCCCGCCCCCGCCGCCGCCGCCGACCCCGGCACCGGCACCGGGCACCGACCCGGGAACCCCCGGGAACCCUCCGGGCACCGACCCACUGGUGCCACUUCCUUGGUGGCCCUGCCCCUUGUUUUAGGGUGUCCCCGUGUGCCUGAACGUGACUCCAGGGACUCCUCCCCAGCCAUGUCGUUCCGGAAGGUAGUGCGGCAGAGCAAAUUCCGGCACGUGUUCGGGCAACCAGUGAAGACGGAGCAGUGCUACGAUGACAUCCGUGUGUCCCGUGUCACCUGGGACAGCACCUUCUGCGCCGUCAACCCUUCCUUCGUCGCCAUCAUUGUGGAGGCCAGUGGCGGCGGCGCCUUUCUCGUCCUCCCCUUGCACAAGACCGGCCGCAUCGACAAGUCGUACCCCACCGUGUGCGGCCACACGGGCCCUGUCCUCGACAUCGACUGGUGUCCCCACAAUGACCACGUCAUUGCCAGCGGCUCUGAGGACUGCACUGUCAUGGUGUGGCAGAUCCCGGAGAACGGGCUGAGCCAGCCGCUGACGGAGCCGGUGGUGGUCCUGGAGGGCCACUCCAAGCGUGUCGGCAUCGUCACCUGGCACCCCACUGCCCGCAACGUGCUGCUCAGCGCAGGCUGUGACAACGUGGUGCUGAUCUGGAACGUGGGCACGGCGGAGGAGCUUUACCGGCUGGAGGGGCUGCACCCCGACCUCAUCUACAGCGUCAGCUGGAGCCGCGAUGGCUCCCGCUUCUGCACCGCCUGCAAGGACAAGAACGUCCGUGUCAUCGACCCCCGCCGUGGCACAGUGGUGGCUGAGAAGGAGCGGGCGCACGAGGGGGCGCGUCCCAUGCGCGCCAUCUUCCUGGCCGACGGCAAGAUCUUCACCACUGGCUUCAGCCGCAUGAGCGAACGGCAACUGGCGCUGUGGGACAUGGAGAACCUGGAGGAGCCCAUGGGGCUGCAGGAGCUGGACUCCAGCAACGGGGCUCUGCUGCCCUUCUACGACCCCGACACCAGUGUGGUCUAUGUGUGCGGCAAGGGAGAUUCGAGCAUCCGGUACUUCGAGAUCACAGAGGAGCCUCCCUACAUCCACUUCCUCAACACCUUCACCAGCAAGGAGCCCCAGCGGGGAAUGGGCUGGAUGCCCAAACGUGGGCUGGAUGUCAGCAAGUGUGAGAUCGCCAGGUUCUACAAGCUGCACGAGCGCAAGUGUGAGCCCAUCAUCAUGACGGUGCCAAGGAAGUCGGACCUGUUCCAGGAUGACCUGUACCCAGACACGGCAGGCCCGGAGGCAGCCAUGGAGGCGGAGGAGUGGGUGGCGGGGCGCACGGCAGGGCCAGUGCUGGUGUCCCUGCGCCAGGCCUACGUGCCCCCCAAGCAGCGCGACCUCAAGGUGAGCCGGCGGGGGCUGCUGCAUGACGGCCGUGCCCCCCCUACCACCGUCGCCACUGGGGCCACCACAGUGCCCCCCACGCCCCCGGCGGCCCCGCACCCCCGGCUCAGCACCCCGGCCCUGGGAACACUGGGAACCAGCACCACCACGGGGGGCCGGCUGGAGGAGGUGCUGCAGGAGGUGGCGGCACUGCGGGCGCUGGUGGCUGAGCAGGGCCAGCGCAUCGACCGCCUCGAGGAGCAGCUCAGCCGCCUCGAGAAUGGCCACGUCUAGGGACCCCCUCAAGGACAACUGCCCCAGGGACCAUGCCUGCGCCCCAGGGAACCCCUCCCCUGCACCCUUCCACCCCUGGGGUGCCCCCUCUGCCCCGCUCUGGGUCCUUCUCCCCUUGGGGGGCUCCCCCCCUCAUUGCCUUACUG